Messenger RNA from Suillus subaureus, 1110 nucleotides. RefSeq lists its product as uncharacterized. The transcript has a single exon. The coding region runs from base 1 to 1110 and encodes 369 amino acids. The record is from RefSeq and is a predicted model, not a curated record. Lineage: Eukaryota; Fungi; Basidiomycota; Agaricomycetes; Boletales; Suillaceae.
AUGACUUCUUCCACACCUCCUUCUGGCAGGUCUGUCUGUACUCAUGACCAAAUUAUUGCAGAAAAUGCAGCGAUCACAGCCAGAAAUGAAGCCUGUCGUGAUCACCGUGACAGAGGCAAGGCCAACGUCGAUAAUGACAAGCCCCUACUUCCUCUUCCAGCUACCACCUCUGUUGUCUUCUCCAACACUAACAUUAAUCAUCCUUCCACCCCCAAUGCAACCACCUCAUCUUCACAACUGGGGGGUCAUCCCUCAACUCUUCAAGCUUCUAUUCCAAAUGUCAGCACCAUGAUGGCCGCCUUUGCUAAUCUGUCUCCAUCCAAGCUCACUAGAUUACAUGCUUCUAUUUUUAAUUUGGCAUCUACCCCUUCUGCACCUACCCCUUCUGCACCUACCCCCUCUGCAUCUACCCCCUCUGCAUUUACCCCGUCUGCACCUACCCCACCUACUGCUACUAGUAAUGUCAUUUCUACCAUCACUACCAGUACCAUGCCUGCUCCGAGCCCUUCUAUUACGUCUUCUUCUCUUCUCUUUGACAUCAAUAAUGAACAUGCCUCCUCCAUGUCUAUCUCCAACACAUAUGGUGUUCAUACUUAUAUCAUAGAGUUGGCCAAGUGCCACCAGCAUAUCCCACUAUCCAUUCUCACUACAAAAGCAACAUCUCAUCUUUUCCUUGAACCCUCUACCUUAAAGUUUCUAACGCAUUACACUUCUCAUCACAACUCAGUGCCCACCAAGUGCCACAUCCUUGAUGUCUCUCAAUUCCCCGCAGAAACCUCCAUAUCAAUUGGAGAAUGGCACAAGGCAUGGGCCCAUUUUUUAAACUACUCUCUGACCAUGCCUCCCCCAAAAUUCUUGAAUGAUGGACCAAACAUCACAAUGAACUUCAACAGCACCCAGACUUCGAAGGACACUGGUUGGCCAUCCUGGCAUUUGACAUUGAACAGCAUGCCUCAUAUAUUGCUGAUCCCCAACCACUCGACAAAGCUAAGUACCAUUGUCAAUUUGAAAGCAUUAAAACCUGUGUCCUCAGGGAACAGUGUCUUAAGGAAAUUUGAGAAGCCUCCAUCAAAUCUCAUCACUUCAAACCCUACCCUCCACGCGACUUAA